GCUACGCUGCGGGCAAGCAGAGAGGGUGUGGGGUGAUGCGAGCCCGGCCGAGCUUGUGGCUAUUAACUAAAUCGUCAGUGGACCAGCUCCAAAGGGUAACUCAGCCUUACACCACGCGACACGUCGACCCGUUCAGGAACGCGUGCAAGCCGUCUGCGUUGCUCGCGCAUACUGAGGAUACUGGGGGAACGGUGUUCUUGAUGUGCGUGGGUAGCUUGCUUUUUCCUUUCGAAGGCGCUGAACCACGCCUACUCGCGAUCGGCUUCGCGGCGGGUGCAUCGCAGCGAUUUGCGCAAUAGCAGCAGCAGUGCGCCGCGUCAAUGACCAAUGACCAAGCGGUCCCCGGCCAAGUCUACCAAGCAGAAACGCCGCGGACGGGCAGCACCCCGAUCAGCAACUCGGGAACAGACUCCCGACGACGCCUUGUACGAGAUCCGAGACAUCCUCGACGAGAAGCUUGUGAAGGGUAGAUUACUGUACAAAGUAGACUGGGCCGAUAACCCCGCCACCGGCGAGCGAUACGAUCCGACCUGGGAGCCCGCCGAGAACGUCACGAGAGCAGCUGUUGCAGACUGGGAGAGAGAAAAGCGGCGGCGACAAGGCAUUGCGCCCGAGAGCUCAAGUUCCACCGCCGAGACCGACAGCCAGCCGGUGCUACACCCCAACUGGAGGGCGAAGCGGAAUAGGGAGCUCUGGGACGCUGAAGACGAGGAGAGGGCGUCGAAACGCCAUAGGCGGUCCGUCGACUCCGGCUACACUUCCACCGACGGUGACCAGUCUGGUAGCUGGGCGCACGUGGAGUCAGUCCCGCAAAGAAAGGGCGAGCUAGUCCUCGAGAUCUCGCGCCCUCCCGGUUUCGACCCGUCCGAAUACCUGCGCGUCUUCUCGUCUCAGUCCGCGCUCUCCUCGCAGCCAGCGGACGCGGCUGCCUCCCAGGAAGAGGACUUGCAGCGUGUCGCCGGCCCAGUAAGCCAGCGGACGAUUCCGGAUUCGCAGGACCCAUUCGAUUCCCUGAGGACCCAGUCUACGGCCCGGUCCGCCAGCGUUCCAAUUGAAUGCGAACGGGGAAGUGCACAGGACCCAGACGCCGAGCUUCGAAUCAGCCGGUCUGACCUCGACAUACCCUCUCGCCAGCCCGGAGCUUCUCAGCGCGCGAGCGGUCGCUCAGAAGGGCUAGUCGAGACGCACAUAGAGUCGGCAGCACAAAGUCUUGCGCCCCCUAGCCCAAGGCUCCAAUCACAGCUCGCACCACCCUUGGUUGAUAGCCCUUGGAAGGAGGGAUUCCUCACCCAGCCGAACUUCGAGCUAUCCAUCUUUGGGGCCGAAACACAGUCUUUUCGUGCUGUAGGACCGCAAUUCACCAGUCAAGAACCAGUUCCGUAUCAGGAGCAGGACGAAAGCAGCCAGCAGCACGGUUCAGCUUUCGGGGCCGAUCCCUCUCUAUCUGGCUCCGAGAACCAAGCUGCUCAACGCAUCUCUUUCCACUCCCAUAAUCCAGGCCUCCUUACCCAGAAUUCGACGACUAUUGCUCAGAGUUCCGUUGACGUGGUGCCUGAUACCGUCCCGAGAGCACCCAAGAGAAGCUCGAGAUCGCCUUCGCAGCAACCCUUUCCCCGCCAAAGGAGCCCAGGAAACGAGAGAAACUCGCCGGCACCAUUUACUCCCCGCAUCCAGAGAAUGGAAGGCUCCGGUGAAGAAGCGCCACGGCUUUCGGCGCUUGAGACGGUUCGCCGCAUACAGGCCGAGGUUUUUGGGCCAUUGUCCGGAGAUCCGCCUGCUGGCAGCAACCAAGAAGAACCUCAACUAGCUUCCCCGUCGGCCAUCAAUCCACCAUCUGAGAACUUUGCAGAGCAUUUGGAGGCCUCUGCCGUCCCACCAGACUCUUCCUCGUGGCAACCACCCCAGGGGGAUGCUGCCCUUAUGGGCGGACACGCCGAGUAUGAACAGCCGCAGGAGACAGUAGCUCCUGCAGACCUUACCACUAGCAACCAGUUACCGGAUCAAGAUGUCGAGGAUACGACCGCCGCUUUCCCGGACCAACCUGAUGAGUAUCCCCUGAACUCGGGCGAAAACGAGCAGGACGAAGACGACGACAGCCACGAAGAAGGACGCCAUAUCACCGUCACGCUUCCCAUGGCUGCCAACACCCGGGCGAAGUAUCUCGACACGGUUUCGGAGAACAAAUCGACCCUGAUCCAGUUCGGAGAGGUGUUUUCAAACUCGUUCUCGGAUGUUCCAGACGCCUCGUUGGUGUCGAAGGUCGACGCCAUCUUUGAACAGUUGCUCAAUCUCUGCGAUCUGCCCGCCUAUGACGAAGACCUUCCCGAACUAGGCAAGGUGGACAUGAUGAAGCACGCCACUAAUACAAACAGCAAGUUCUCCUUCGUCUACGAACUUCUUCAAGAGCUGAGGGACAUCAACCUCCGGUUCCUCAUCUUCUCUCAGCCCGGUCGAGUCUUCGAAUACCUGGAAGCAGUCAUCUCAACGACAGGGUGCCCGUAUACAGUCCUAGGACAAGAGGGCCCCACGGGGCAGCUCGUGCCUGCGGAAGGAGCCUCAGUUGUUCUUGCUACAGUCGGGCAGGACUUGACCAAAGUUCAGGGAGUUGACGUCGUCAUCGCAUUCGAUCACGCAGCCAGGUCUGCCGAACUGCCACAGACGUUGGGCUUCGAGUCUACGGCACCGAUCAUCAUGUCCCUCGUUGCAAUAUAUUCCCUGGACCACAUCGACCAGCAACUUGACCUGGUCGAGCAGGACCUUGAUAGCUUGGAAAGGCGCAACGCACUCAAUGUGGCAACGGCUACCGCCAUGGAUUACCUCAGGAAUCCCGAUCGGCAGAACAGCGAGCCGCACGAAGCAGCCAAGAAGUUUGCCGCCUUCCUGAGGAACCCGGAAGUCGGCUUGGACUGGGAACCCCAUCCGCUUCCUGCCGACAUCUUUGAGAUCUGGCUUAGCUCUCAGGAGCGCACUCAAAAUGAAAGUCGCACUCAGUCCCAUGCUCAGAUGGGAGCCGGUGAUAGGAAACGGGCGUUGAGUAACCUUGAUGAGGGGAUCGCUAAGCGACCAAGGCUUCUAGAAUCGCAGCAACCGUCCCGUAACGCGACUCCGGCUAGGAUGAGUGAUCUGCUCAAGCAGACGCUCGCACACCACACAGUCGCUGGGCCUGCCGUGCAAAUGGUCGAAGUGCCCGUGGAGCAGCUCGAGAAGCUGUCAGCCAAGGUAAACCCUAAAUCGCCUGUUGCGCGAACAAAAGUGCCUGUUGCUUACCCUACUGCUCUUCAGAUUGCGGAAUUAGAGUCCCAGCUGGCAAGGGAGAGCGCUAUCGAGGCCAAGACGCGCGAGCAUUGCCUCGGCCUAGAGUCACAACUACGGUCCUAUGAGCGCACCGUCCAGUCACUUCAGCCAAAGUACAUGGAAGCUCUUCGCGACCGCAGCGCAUUCGAAAAACAGUGUCAAAAGGCGAUUGAGAGAGAGAAAGCUGCGACCGCGCGCCUCGAGGCCCAGACGGCCGAGAUUGAGGCUCUGAGAGAGAAGAACAAGCUGCUGGAGUCGAAGCUCGCCGAGGCGAAUAAUGCCCUCGCCACUUCGGCCGUGCCGGAAAUUGCGAGACUCGCCCAAGCGGAGAAAGACCGUGCCGAGGCCCUUGCCGCCGUCGAAAGGCUGGAGAAAAAGGUUCGCAUGAUACAAAGUGAAGCUGAGUACAGCCGCAAGGCGUACCAAGAUGCGUCGAAUGCGCACACGGAGCUCAAUCGGGAAUACCGGGAACUCGAGAGCGAAAUCGACGAAUACAAGCGGCGCGCGAGCGAGAACCUGCGCAAGAUCCACCAGAUGCACGCCCAGGGAGAGAUGGCCGAGAUUGCUCGCCAAGUGGACGAACUCCAAGCGUUGCUGGAGAAUCGUGAGCGCGAGCUGGAGCGUGCCAAGGAGGAGCUCAAGGUGUUGAAGAACGGGCGACGCGAGACGCGUCAGGCUAGUGUCCCUCGCAGUCCGCGGUUGGGCGUCAUGAGUCCCCGGCCCGCGCGUGGUAUGGGAGCUGGUAGCAGAGGCACCAGUCCCGCGCCACCGAUUAGCUCUGACGGGCCAGGCAUGGGCGGCGGUACAGACCCCGUUCCCGGCAUGACCUACUUCCCUCCCGCCACGAAUGCCGGCCGCUGGGGACACCUCCGAGAGUAGGAGCGAGGAGGCAACGAGGCCGGCAGCGGCAGGAGCAGCGGCGGCACUCGGUCGGACCCAGAGUCGGUUGCCGGUGAGCGGGGAAGGAAG
Thermothelomyces thermophilus ATCC 42464 is the source of this 4263-nucleotide messenger RNA. RefSeq lists its product as uncharacterized. The transcript has 3 exons. The coding region runs from base 328 to 4173 and encodes 1281 amino acids. Lineage: Eukaryota; Fungi; Ascomycota; Sordariomycetes; Sordariales; Chaetomiaceae. The record is from RefSeq and is a predicted model, not a curated record.